UUCCGCAGAGAAGCUGACAAGGGUAUCAACUAAUGAAUCAGUCUAACAUUGUCAAGAGCCUCAUCGUCACAGCUGCUGCAUUUCUUUAAUUUGGUCUCUCUUUUAAGUGAUGUUUAUUUGCGCAUGAUUAGUGAAAUAUAUUUAGAGGCUGGAUCCAGGAAGCAGGGGCAAGGACCCAAGAACAGCUUCAGACACAGCAAGGUCCAAUGGACCCUAUGAGAUGGGAACUCAUGGGCAAGAACAGCUGAUGUGGUGACGUCAUCAAUUAAGCUGCUGUUCCAAUCGCAGAAAGACCGUCCUCCCGUCCUCUCGUUCUUCGGAGUCUGGACUCCCAAGACCAAACUCCCAAGUCCAGACUCCAAAAGAACACAAGUCUGUACUCUGUGGACUUGGAAUUGAAAAACGGCUAAAGACUCCGGGGAGGAAGUAAAGUUAGUAAUGUGCAAUGGAGAGAUGUAAAUUCAUACAUAAGGAGAGAAAGAAGAGAUAGGAGCUCAGUGUAUCCUAACACAUCCCCCAGCAGCGUAUAGGAGCAUAUCUAAGGGCUGGACCAGAGCAAACCCGAGCCAUCCAAUUAGCGCUAUUAAAGAAGAAAGUCUUAAGUCUACUUUGUGGUGGCUGUCUGCCUCCCGGACUAAAAGUGGAAGCUGGUUCCAUAAAAUCGGGGUUUGAUAACUGAAGGCUUUGGCUCCCAUCCUACUUUUUAGGACUCUAGGAACCACAAGUAGCCCCACAUUAAGUGAGCAAUGCAUCCAUGUAUCCAUAUAUGUAUAGAUAAAUAACAAUACACAAAUAUGAGGUAUCUUAACACUACAAGUAAUAUAUCAGAAAGUAGUAGAAGUGGUCAUAAUAAUGUACAGUGGGUACAAAUCUGAAAGUGAAAGAGAAGUAAACAGUAGAUCAAUGGAAUCUAAGUUAUAUGAGAAAUCAAAUCAUUUAUUCUAGUUAAAGGGAAAACAAGCCUUCACUGACAAAGAAGCUCAAUUCAGUUUCAAAAUAGAACUCAACAUUGUAUUUUCAUGGAAUUAAUUCAACAAAAGCUGUCAUUUUAUGCAGGAAAUACUUCAUUAAAGGGGCACCCUGAUUCCCCGCGCUCAAUAAUUCACAAUCAAAUAAACUAAUUUGAAUUAUGUGAGGAAUAUUCAAUACUCACCUGAUGCUGAAGCUGUCUGAACACAUUGGGCUCUCACCUGGCGCUGAAACUGUAGAAAGCACCCUACUUCAUCUGAAUGGUGCACAUUGUAAUUGUAAUCUUUAAAAGUAAUAGGCCUAUUUGUUAACAGGCGAGGAUUUGUACUCACAAUAGAUGUAAUCGAUGUAGCCCUUUUUGAGAAACUGAUAAAUGAAAUUUGUGAAAUUGGGCUAUACAAAUAAACUGAAUUGAAUUGAAUUGAAUUUGGCCUCAAAAGAAAAGCUAUGUCAAUUUAAGUCUACAGGGUUGAGUGAGUAGGUGGGCUUCUUACAAUACUUUUGACCCUGCAACACAGAGUAAUGAGGAGCAGUCUAAUAUAUGGAGCAGAAGGACCCUGGACUACGCAAGUGUUCCACUGGAUCUGCCAGGGUUGAGGUUGGAGGUAUAGCCUCCACUUGUUACAGGCAUGUGAUCCAGCACUGUAAUGCAGAUAGGUGAGGCCCCCGGAGCUGACCCUAAGUGGGCCCCUUCCUGCAACACAGGGCAAGUACAUUUUAGGAUUUUUCAUAGUGAGGAUACUUAUCAUUUCAAAUGCACCAAACGCACACCAUAAUAAUAGACUACUUCAGUACACAAAUGAUGGAGUUAAUUGUAUUGAGUACAUUUUAAACUGUUAAGGAUUUUUUAAACCUUUCAUAUAUCAUAUUAUGUCACACCAUCAUCUGAUCCUGCAAGCGCUGUGACUGUGGAAGGAUUGGAUUGUUGAAAUAAAAGCUUAGGUCAACGUAACAAAAUGACCUGAACCUAUUCGUCAAGAACACGUCCAUAGGGAAUGUCCACUGAGAAUUUAGUCAUGUUUAAUUCUCAUCUUCAUAUCAAAUGAAUCAUUCACAGUUAAAUAUAUCCUUUCCUGUAUAAUUAUUACUGCAUGAGCAAUGAACACAUGAAGAAGCAAUUAUGGUGUGAGUGAUUGGGCCCAAGGUGGGCAUGCGUAAGGUUUCUAUACUAGUGGUAUAAUGGGCUGACUUCGAAAUACACAAAUUAAUCACAAUAUCAGUGGGCAAUUGGGUUAGUAAUUUGAAGAACUUACAUUGAAUUUCAAGUCAAUGGACUGGGACAUUCAAGAUGUUAAAUUAAAAACAGAGAACAGCGCCCCUAACGACGACGCAGCCCAUGCGCAGCACGCGCAAAAAGACGUGAAGGAAUUUCCGCUGACGUCAGUGCGUAUGUCUCGAACAGGGCUGCAGCUGUCUGAGAGCAACAAUAACAAGCUCUAACUACACACCGCGGUUUUAACAGAACCUGACAGCUCAGAAUUCCACGGAAUUUUUUCAAAAUGCUACUGUGAAAAUAAACCGUGGUCUCCGUUUCUACCUCGCGCGAGUCGAAAUCCGGGUUAGACCUAUAGACGCCACCGCCGCCGCGAAACGAACACGGAGAGGAGCAGGGCAGUUCGGGGCUGCAUCUGGGUCAGUGGGCCUCUCGGCAGUUCUAGUGGUUUAGUUCUCCCCCGUGGUGUCUCGUCGUGCCGGCCAUCUGUUAAAUAAACACCGUGUCGCCUGCAUACACCGUGUAACAUGCAGGCUAACGGGGCAGGACAGGACCGAGAUUCAGAACAAUACUGCCGAAACGGUGCGCAGAACAGCGAGUCGUCCUCCACCGGAGGAGCUCACUCUAACGGACUCCAGUCAGUCCCCAACAAUGGAAACACUGUCAGCAACAACAACAACGGAGUGUCAGCUCAGCCUCCGUCCAACAACACGGCGGCUGAGGCCAACUGUGGCGUGAAGAAGAAGCGUUUGUCCCAGUCUGAGGAAGAUGUCAUCCGGCUGAUAGGACAACAUUUACAGGACCUUGGUCUCAAUCAGACGGUGGACCUCCUGAUGCAGGAGUCGGGCUGCAGACUGGAGAAUCCCUCUGCCACAAAGUUCCGCAAUCAUGUCAUGGAAGGAGAGUGGGACAAGGCUGAGAGUGAUCUGAAUGAGCUAAAGGCCUUGAUGCAUUCUCCGAGUGCUAUCGUGCGGAUGAAGUUCCUGCUGCUGCAACAGAAGUAUCUGGAGUAUUUGGAGGAUGGAAAGGUCCUGGAGGCCCUGCAGGUCCUCAGAGCGGAGCUCACCCCUCUGAAGUACAACGCUGAGCGUAUCCACAUUCUGAGCGGGUACCUGAUGUGCAGUCAUGCAGAGGACCUGCGAGCCAAAGCAGAGUGGGAAGGCAAAGGCACGGCAUCCCGAACUAAGCUGCUGGAUAAGCUGCAGACAUACCUGCCUCCGUCGGUGAUGCUGCCUCCUCGCCGCCUGCAGAUUCUGCUGAAACAAGCAGUUGAGCUGCAGAGGGAGCGCUGCCUCUACCACAACACCAAGCUGGACAGUGGACUGGACUCUGUGUCUCUGCUGCUGGACCAUGCCUGCAGCCGGAAGCAGUUCCCCUGCUACACUCAGCAGAUUCUCACUGAACACUGCAACGAAGUCUGGUUUUGCAAAUUCUCCAACAAUGGCACCAAACUGGCAACCGGAUCCAAAGACACCACAGUCAUUGUGUGGCACGUGGACUUGGAAACCCAGCAGCUAAAGUUGAUGAAGACUCUGGAGGGUCAUGCGUAUGGUGUUUCCUACCUGGCAUGGAGCCCUGAUGAUGCCUACCUGAUAGCCUGCGGUCCUGAUGACUGCUCUGAGCUGUGGCUGUGGAAUGUACAGACGGGGGAAUUACGGACAAAGAUGAGUCAGUCUCAUGAGGAUAGCCUGACCAGUGUCGCCUGGAAUCCAGAUGGUAAACGCUUUGUCACUGGUGGACAGAGAGGCCAGUUCUACCAGUGUGACAUGGAUGGAAACCUGCUGGACUCCUGGGAAGGAGUUCGGGUGCAGUGCCUGUGGUGUCUGAAUGACGGCCGGACCGUCCUUGCAUCCGACACCCACCAACGCAUUCGAGGAUACAACUUUGAGGACCUGACUGACAGAAACAUAGUGCAGGAGGACCACCCCAUCAUGUCUUUCACUGUUUCCAAAAAUGGAAGGUUAGCUCUGCUCAAUGUUGCAACUCAGGGAGUGCACCUAUGGGACCUGCAGGACCGGGUGCUGGUAAGGAAGUACCAAGGGGUGACCCAGGGCUUCUACACCAUCCAUUCUUGCCUCGGAGGGUACAAUGAAGACUUCAUUGCUAGUGGCAGUGAAGACCACAAAGUUUACAUCUGGCACCGGCGCAGUGAGUUGCCCAUCGCAGAGUUGACUGGUCAUACUCGCACAGUCAACUGUGUGAGCUGGAACCCCGUCCUGCCGGGACUGCUGGCCAGCGCCUCCGAUGACGGCACCGUUCGUAUCUGGGGACCUGCCCCCUUUCUGGAUGUCCAGGAUGCAGAGGGGCUCAAUGAAUGUUGCAGCAUGGACAGCUGAUGAUCCUGAGGAGCGUAAAGACUUAGACACAUGGAUGAAGCAGAAACAGCUUUGAUCACUGGACAGCAGCUUCCUGGAGACAGGGCCAGUGCGGCUGCAUGUCAGGAUGUCACAACAGAGAGAUGUCAACCCAGUCACAUUAUUGAGAGCAGAGCUGGCCGGAUGAAGCUGGGCUCCAUGACCUCCAGUAUCUGACCCUCCUCCUCAGUACCAUCUAGGACCACCCACAUCCUCCUAUUUAUUAUCAACAACUGUGUAUAUUCAUGAGCAGGGGUCCCCAAACUUUUUCCUGUGAGGGCCACAUAACGUUUGCCUCGUCUGCUGGAGGGCCAGC
Molecule: messenger RNA, 4852 nt
Organism: Pseudoliparis swirei
Lineage: Eukaryota; Metazoa; Chordata; Actinopteri; Perciformes; Liparidae
Gene: wdr26a
Product: WD repeat domain 26a
Exons: 14
Coding region: 2710-4518 (602 amino acids)
Biological process (GO): proteasome-mediated ubiquitin-dependent protein catabolic process
Cellular component (GO): GID complex
Molecular function (GO): protein binding
Source: RefSeq, a predicted model, not a curated record